Molecule: messenger RNA, 721 nt
Organism: Nicrophorus vespilloides
Lineage: Eukaryota; Metazoa; Arthropoda; Insecta; Coleoptera; Silphidae
Exons: 3
Coding region: 141-536 (131 amino acids)
Source: RefSeq, a predicted model, not a curated record
GAGAUUAGCAGCGAAAUACAAGAAUCUAAUCAGACUGGCUUUUGCGUUACCUGGACACAGACGGGGAGGAGUAUAUUUAAGGAAGUCGGAGACGGCAGCAACCCCCAGUCGAUGCAACUCCUUUGUUUGGACAACAAACUAUGAAGCACUGCGGAGCAACUCUUUUCCUCGCCUUCGUGGCUUGCACCACCAUCGCCCAAAUGCAGGAAUUCGAGAACCUCUGUCCGCCGAGAGGAUUCUGUUUGGGCCAUUGCAAGUUCGGAGGAUGCGUCAAAAGAGCCGCCAGGCAGGACGAUAUGGGACCCUUCUGGGCUAACCGCGGCAAAAGGGAGCCGUCCUAUUUCAAGGAUACGUUCUAUGCUGAUGAACCUAGGUGGUUGCUGAUGCGUCGCGACGAGCCAGAGGAGAUAGAUCCUUUCUUCACGGCUCGUGGAAAGAAGCAUGAAGAAGAGGAUGCUAGGCUCAAAGUGAAGAAGUACAUCGUCCUUGACGAGUCUCCCUUCAUGGCAGCCCGUGGAAAGAAGACCUUUCAGUAAACCGAAGUAUUUAACCAUUAGGUAUAUCCAUAAAUAAACGUAUUUAGCGUAGUACAAAAACUAAUCAUUCCAUCAGUUUAUUUCAAUGAAUAAACAUGGAAAGAAAACCAAAACUAUCUUCAUGAGAUAAACAAAAUUAGUAAAAUGAAUACAACAGUUAUAUUUAUGAAUAAACGUAUUUAGUG